AUGUUGCUGCGAGGCGAAAGACGACGGUUUAGCCCAGCGUCACGGAAAGAAGAAUGCGGUGUGCAAACUAAUGAUUCACUGGAAACAACCAAGAAGUGCUUCAAACACCACAGUCGUCCACUAAACGUAAAAACAAGACGAGCACAUCAUCAGCUGAAUCAGUUCCAUGACAAGGACCCCCACUGCUGCGAGAUGAAGCACUCACAGCCGAUGAACAAGUCGGCGUACAAACACGCGAGGACGUCUGCCAAGAAGCUACCGUCUACAACUACGUCUUAUGGUGCUCACUAUUUGCAAACCGCACCUAACUCUCCCGAUGCAAAGGUGCCAACGCGAGCGCUGUUGAACGCCAUGGUGGAGCUAUUGACGAUGACGGGCGCUGAAGGACUGACAGUAAGGAGCAAGCGACAGCGACCGAGAGGAUCAUCGUGA
Messenger RNA from Cylicostephanus goldi, 432 nucleotides. NCBI's taxonomy places the organism in Eukaryota, Metazoa, Nematoda, Chromadorea, Rhabditida, Strongylidae. The record is from the annotation of a GenBank genome assembly.